CCUCCUUCUUUUGCCGCUUUUGCCUUGCAGAACGUUCACGUAUCCAGGCCCAUGAAGUAGGACCAGGAACUUUUCCCCCACGGACUAAGUCCAAUUAUGCCUUGCAUGUCAUUGAAGCAAUAUCUGACACUACUGGAGCUCAUCACUGUGGAGUAAAAAGACAGUGUCCCAUCUCUGACAAACUGACUUACUUUCAUGCCACUUCAGGUUACCCCCCUGAUGUCCUGCAUGAUUUGCUUGAAGGGAUUGUACCGUUUGAAUUAGCACUCUGUCUGAAUGUGUUCAUCAAGGAGAAAUACUUUUCUCUUCAGGAGCUCAACUGUUCCAUCUGUCAGUUUCCUUACAAGUGGAAUGACAAAACAAACUGUCCACAAGCCAUCCCCCUGACUUUUGCAUCACGUAAAAGUGUAGGAGGCAAUGCACAUGAAAACUGGUGCUUGUUGCGGAUGCUACCUUUUAUGAUUGGUGAUCAAAUACCAGAGAAUAAUGCAGUUUGGCAGGUUUUGAUGUGCUUGAAAGAUGUUGUUGAGCUUGUCAUGGCUCCUGUCCACACAGAUGAGACACUAGGAUACAUGGAAAGCAAGAUUAGUGAACACAGGUACAGGUUUUUGGAUGUGUUCCCAGAGGAGACUCUGAAACCAAAGCAUCACUUCGUAGAACACUAUCCUGAGCUUACAACUGCUUUUGGACCUCUUGUGGCUCUCUGGACCAUGCGCUUCGAAGCCAAGCAUAAAUUCUUCAAAAGAAUUGUGAGGCAGACUGGCUCGUUCAGAAACAUUCUCAGGACAAUGGCAAGAAAACACCAAUCAAUGAUUGCAUAUCACAUUCAUGAUGCUGAUGUUCAGCGGCCGAUGCCAUCAGUGUCCAAAGUGACACAAGUUGCAGUGGAGGUACUAAAAGACAGCAUUAGGGAGUCAUUUGCAAGGAAGUUUCCCAGAGCUGAGAUUGUGAACAUGACUGACAAGGUCACCAUGUUAGGCACUUCAUAUUGUGUUGGGAUGUUGUUGCCUUUUGGAUCGACAGGAGGGUUGCCUGACUUUGGAGAAAUACUCCAAAUAAUCAUUCUGCAUGAAAGCCCUGUUUUUGUUCUAAAGUUGCUAGGUGGGUGGUACCAUGAGCACCUGAGGAGCUUCAAAGUAGAGCCUAUAGGAGAAAUUGAAGUUGUUGUGCAUUCGGAGUUGAAAGAUGCUUACCCCUUGGCCGCAUAUAAUACAGCAGAUGGUCGUAUGGUGUCCCUGAAACACUUCAUUUGCAUAUCAGAGUAAAGACAACACGUGCCUCAAACAACAAUGUCAGUCCAGUUACGAGUCAUCAUUGAAGAACAUGACAUCCGAAAAUUAGUGCUUCCCUCAGGGGUUCCUAAUACAGUUGAAGAGCUUGUUUCAGUAAUUGUUGAAACAUUCCAAUUACAUGGGGAGUUUGGACUACUGUACGAAGACACAGAUUUUGGGAAACAAUUUUUCAGUGUCACCUCAACUGCCGAACUGACAGACAAGGCCACUGUGAAAAUAAUAAGAAAAGAGCCUACAGUUGUUCUUGACUUGCACCCAUUAGACGAAUCAGGACUGUCCUCUACAAUAAGUUCAGUAGACACCACAGAUGAAAGUGAAAUAUACACAUCUACUGUGGAUUAUAAUGAUGAUCAUGCAUCAAUCAACUCACAAGACACUGUUCUUCCUGUGUCAUGCCGCACUGCUCCAUGGCCGAUGCCAUUUCAACUACCAGAGUUUUCACGCGACAUUGAGCUUAUCCUUGCAGAGGCAAACAAGUCAUUUCUUGCUUCUGGAACACACUUCAGAGAUGCAAGUGUUAAAUCAGCUAUAAUGCAAGACCUUGCCAAAGCCAUAUUUUCUUACACUGCCUACCCUUCAAGUCUUCAAGUAGCUUCUGUAGCUGAAGCCCUUGUUGAGAAGUUUCCAUGCCUUAAGGAGCCUGGGUCCUUUUCAGCCAUGUAUGGCUGGCAGCAACGCCUCAAGUACAAGAUGCACAAUUAUCGUGCGAAGCUGAAAUCGCGAAAAUAUGCGUAUCCUGAAAUUGAAGUAAAUAUGUUAAAGAGGAAGUUACCGAACGACACAACCCCAGCCAAAAAUGUGAAAAGGCCAAAGAAAGCAGAAGUGAAUUAUCUUCCUCCACAUCCUGUUGGAGAAAAUCAGGACACAUUGGAGAUGGAGAGGCUUGAGUUAGUUGAAGAAAUAAAGAAGAAGAACAAUGCAAAGAUAAUCAGGGAAAAAAUGUCCAAAACGUUUUCAAGUCGAAGAGUGGAAGUGGUAACCCUCAGCCCAGCUGUUAGUGUCUUCAAGGAGAGGUGGCCAGCACUAUUCAGUGAAGUUCAAGUUAAAGAGGAGUUCCGGCGCAUUACAACAGUUGCCCUGGAAGAGAUGUUCAUGCUGAAGCUGGACUGGUACACACCACGGCUUUUACAGCUGUUGCGUGCCAAAGGGGGAGCUGCUGGUGCUAGGAUGCAUCCACUUCUGAACACUGUAAAUGAGUCUCAAAGUAUUGAGGAAAAAAGAGAUUCGGUUGUCUGUUGCCUCAUUGAGUACCUUGGGGAACACCAAGAAGACCUCUUCCAAGACUGUCAGAACGGACAUGAAGACUACACAGAUCAAACCAUGAAGGUGCUCGUGACUCAUAGUGCCAUCGCUGAAGAUGACCCAGUAGAUGUGUCUAUUGUCAUAGAGGGCAUCCAAGUGCUGAAAGGGUGUGGAAACAAGACCAAGGCAUGUAUGCUGUUGAUGGGCUUGAUCUAUGCCCUUAACCUUCAGUAUCCAAAGAAGCUCAAGUACACUUUCGAAGUUUUCCAGAAAAUCUUUUUGGAGCUUGACGGAGCAAAACUCCAAAAGAGGGUCCACAGCCUCAGAAGUAAGCUAUUGGAAUAAACUGUUUUACCCACAUUGAGACACAGACUGUUUACCUUUAUACUCUUUUUUCUCUUUUAAUAAUGUUAUAUGUUUGAAUGAGCUCUGAUGUUAUGACCUGUUAAAAGGGUUGUUAAAUGUUUUAAAAACUUUGCAUGUUUUAUGCCUCAUUUUCCUUACAUUUAAUGUUCUUUUAUACGUAAAUAAGAAAAUAGACAGAGGAAAUAUGUGAUUGAAACAAUCAAUUCUUGAUACAUCUAAAAAUAGUUGUUGAAUAUCCUCUUGAAAUACAUUAUAUACAGGGCCAUCUAAAAAAAUAAUAAUAUCUUUAAAAAGUUAUUUUAUUUCAGUAAUUCAGUUCAAAAUGUGAAACUAAUAUUAUAUAGAUGUAUUAAACACAGUGAUCUAUUUUAAGUGUUUAUUUAUUAUUGAUGAUUAUGGUGUACAGCCAAUAAAACCCAAAAAUCAGUGUAUCAAAAAAUUUAGAAUAUUAUAUAAGACCAAUUAAUACUUUCUGCAGUGUGGGCAGUGUGCAAAGUCCUGCUGGAAAAUAAAAUCUGCAUCUCCAUAAGUUGUCAGCAGAGGGAAGUGCUGUAAGAUUUAGCGGGAAAACUGCACUGACUUUAGACUUGAUAAUAAAACACAGUGGAUCAACACCAGCAGAUGACAUGUCUCUCCAAACCAUCACUGAUCAUCAGUAAAUUUGACAUUUUAUUUAAAGUAAAUCAAGGGAGCAGAGUCUGGAGGAAGAGUGGAGAGACACACAGUCCAAACUGCUCGAGGUCUAGUGUGAAAUUUACUGAUCAGUGAUGGUUUGUUGGGAGAGACAUGUCAUCUGCUGGUGUUGGUCCACUGUGUUUUAUUAUCAAGUCUAAAGUCAGUGCAGUUUUGUUUUCCAACAAAAUCUUACAGCACUUCAUGCUUCCCUCUGCUGACAACUUUUAUAGAGAUGCAGAUUUCAUUUUCCAGCAGGACUUGGCACACUGCCCACACUGCCAAAAGUACCAUUUGGUCUUAUAUAAUAUAGUCUAAUUUUCAAUUAACAAUAAAAGAAAUAAAUGCUUAAAAUAGAUCAGUGUUUUAAUAUAUCUAUAUAAUUAGUUUAACAUUUUUAACAGAAUUGCUGAAAUAAAGUAACUUUUCAAAGAUUUUUUUUUUUUUUAGAUGGCCCUGUAGGAGUUGAAAUUAAAUUCAGUGUGCAUGUACAAAUUAAGCCAGAACGAAUAUUUUCAUGUGGAAAUAAGGGACAGAGAAGAAGCUUUCCUUCUUGGUACUACAAAAGCCUCUGGAUCACAAGCACAAAGCUGAGCGUUUAUUUUAACUGCAAUUAAAUUCUCAUAGGUCAUUGUUCUUGAUGUUAAAGACAACCAUCCCAUAUUUACUCAUUUAAAUGUUUAAUGACACUAGGACUGAACUGUUUUACCCACAUUAAGCCACAGACUGUUUAAUGUUUUUUUUUUUUUAAUAACCUGCAUUGUUCAUGUUAUAUGUUUGAGAUCUGUUGUGACCUGUUAUUGUGGUUGUUAAAUGUUUUACGAACUUUAAAAACUGAAUAUAUUUUAUACCAAAUUUUAUUUACAAUUGAUGUGCUUUUAUGUAUUUCACAUAUCUCAAGUAUCCUGUACAUUCAGUUGUACAAAAAUGUGUUUAUGCUGGUCAUGGUUUUGAUGAAAUGGCUGGUCCCUAUACAUUGCAAAUGGGCACAAGUUGAAAAAUGGCAAAAGUAAUUUAUAUGUGCAAUCUCAAAUACCCCAAGUGUUCUAACUUGUGUAUGUUUUUUUUUUUUGAUGCACAGUUAAAUAAAAAAAAAGUUUUCCUCAUAA
This is a messenger RNA of Astyanax mexicanus (Mexican tetra), 4681 nucleotides long. RefSeq lists its product as uncharacterized. The record is from RefSeq and is a predicted model, not a curated record. NCBI's taxonomy places the organism in Eukaryota, Metazoa, Chordata, Actinopteri, Characiformes, Acestrorhamphidae. The transcript is spliced from 5 exons. The coding region runs from base 1290 to 2879 and encodes 529 amino acids.